Molecule: messenger RNA, 994 nt
Organism: Salvia splendens (bonfire salvia)
Lineage: Eukaryota; Viridiplantae; Streptophyta; Magnoliopsida; Lamiales; Lamiaceae
Exons: 3
Coding region: 177-743 (188 amino acids)
Biological process (GO): mitochondrial respiratory chain complex I assembly
Source: RefSeq, a predicted model, not a curated record
AGCUACCAAACUCGAAUAUUUUCGAAAUUGCUGAAAGAAUAGCACCCAUUUCUCUGAUUUUCAAUUCAGUUUUUGAUCGAGGUACGUUCAGAAAGAGCAUACAAUUUCUGGGCUACCCACGAAGUUCAAAGAAAACAAAAAAAUAGCAUCGAUUAUUUUGAUUUUGGUUUGGUAAAAUGGGUCAGGCAUUUCGUCGAGCAACUGGAAGGAUUGGAAGCUCCGCAGUUGAUACGACGUCGCAGCUUCGGAAACCCAUUGAGCGACCCCCUGCGCCGCCCCCGAAUCCUGCUUCUUCUUCUAUUUCCGUUGACAAACACCCAAGUGCUUCUGAGGAUACAUCAAAAGUAAAAGCAGAAAAUGUCCUUGAGGAUCGAGACCCGCAAUAUGAUUCCAUGCUCAAUCAAAUGGUGGGUAGAAUUCAAGCAAAGCCUGGAGGGAAGCUUGAGAUGGGAGAGGCCUCGGUGGUGGAGAGUUACAAAAGGCCUUUGCCAAAACUACGGAAUACAAAACCAGAAUCUGGCAGGUACGAGGACUGGUCUGCUCCUCCUGGAACACUGAAGAUAGCACAGCUACGCCAAAUCAUUCUCUUGCACGAGGGCAAGUCAGAUGAACAUGACGGUCCCAUGGAUGCUGGCCAAAUUGCGGAACGGUUCCGGAUCGACGUAGCGCAGGUUCAAAAUAUCCUCCAGUUUGUAUCACUUCCUCCAGAGGAUGACAGUAAAAAGAAAAAUGAUCAAGGAUGAUCACAUCUUAUUCUGAUAGCUUCAUUCAUGAUGUUUUUGAAUAACUUUUUGUACGAGGCAUAGAUCUUCUAGAGGUGAGAACUGCAAAUUGUACCAGGAGAGUGUUGAAGUGUUACACUUGAUAGUGAUUUUUUUACAAAAUGUUGUAAUAUUAAGCUUCCCUAUAUAUUCUUGCUUGUUGGAAAUAAUACUGUCAAAAUAGGUUGGAAGAAAAUGGAUUUAAAUUGGAAUUACGAGAUUUGUCUCUCUGA